Messenger RNA from Pseudonaja textilis, 1844 nucleotides. It is a transcript of the gene MFAP5, whose product is annotated as microfibril associated protein 5. The record is from RefSeq and is a predicted model, not a curated record. Gene Ontology annotation, biological process: embryonic eye morphogenesis. Gene Ontology annotation, cellular component: microfibril. NCBI's taxonomy places the organism in Eukaryota, Metazoa, Chordata, Lepidosauria, Squamata, Elapidae.
UGAAGGGGAAAGAAGCACAUCUGCAGUGAAAAGAAGCAGAGUUCAUGGACAGCAGGAUGGUGGCCUGUGGAACUCAGAUGUUGCUGUGCCUUCUAGCUACGGUUGUCCUGCCAUCUGAGUGGCUUUUGCUGGGAGUUGUUGCUCAAACAACAGCAGGGCCUCUGGAAUCACCCACAGAUCCAGACAAUGACUUGGUUGAUAGUGGUCCAACAACAUAUCCUGAAUGCCGUGAAGAGCAGUUUCCUUGCACACGUCUAUACUCUGUUCACAAGCCUGUGAAGCAGUGCAUCAGUUAUUUGUGUGUCACAAGUGUCCGUCGGGCAUACAUAAUAAACAAGGAGAUCUGCUCUCGUAUUGUUUGCAAAGAAGAUGAAGCCAUGCAAGAGGAGAUUUGCCGCCAGCUGGCUGGCCUGCCACCACGCCGCCUACGCCGUUCUAAUGAACCUCGAGGACCAUCUUGUCGACAAGCAAAGGGCCAAUCUCAGAACACGCUUGAUUCUCAAGUGAUCAGGAAGCUGUAGGAAUGAGAUGAACAAAGAAGAACUGAGAUCAUACUGGAAACCCAUUCCAAACUUACCUUUUCACACACAAUUCCUGUCUCAAAGGGUGCUUCACUAGCAUAGGGACCUUUCAUAUCAAUAGGUCAUCUUUGAGAUGUUAGUACUUAGACCCUCCUGUGCACCUGCUUCUAGGUUAUUUUAACCUUGGACUCCUUAUAUAAGUCCUACCCAAAACCCACCUUAAAAUACAAAUACAAAAUACUUGUUUUUUUCAGUGACUUCCCACCCAGUUUAGAACUAGCUUGUCUACAGAAAAUUGCAGAUAAAUUAAUAUAAUUUGUAUGGAUGAUGCACUUAUACUCUAUUCUUUAUAGGGUUUGUUUGUUACUCUGAAAAAUUAAGGAUAAUAACCAUAUAUUGAAUUUACCACUUGUAUAUCUUAUAUACCUACUUGAAGAGGAGACACUGAAACUAUAGAAUCAUAGAAAGUAAGGAUCCAUAUAGACCAGGGAUGUCAAACUUCAAGGCCCGGGGGCCAGAUCCAGCCCAAAAGGUGCUUAGAUCUGGCCCACGGGGCUGCCCUGGAAACAGUAAAGGACUGGUCCAUGGUGCCUCUGCAAGUGAAAAUGGAGCUCACAAGGGCUGCCCAUGGCUCUCCUGAGCUCCAUUUCCACUGGCAGAGGGUAGCAGGAGUCCGUUGCAGCUGAAAAUGGAGCUCAAAAGCCCAUUUUCUCUGGUAGAGUCCUCGGGCCACCACAUAUGCCCCUUACACAAGUGAUGUUGAGCUGGCCACACCCACCCUGGUCAUGCCUACUCUGGCCCCCCAAGGUCAAACACAACCCUGAUGCAGCCCUCAAUGAAAUUGAGUUUGACACCCCAAUAUAGACCACCUAGUACAGGCAUCCACUACUAUAGCAUCCCUGAUAUAAACACUCUGUAUAAACACUUCCAUUAAGAAGAAAUUACUAUUUCCUGAGGCCAUUUGAUCUACUCACUUCUAGGAUAUUUUGUCUUAACAUCCAAUCAGAAGCUACUUCAUUUAUCUAACUAUUUUUAGUUCUGUAUUUUGGAUCAACUUUGAAAAGAUUCUACAUAACAGCAGUCAUUCAGAUGUUUGAACAGCUACCAUGUCUGUCUAAUCUUCUCCAAGUGAAAUAUAUCAGACACUUUCAACUACUUCUUGUAAAGUUUUCCUCCAGGCCCUAAUUCAUCUGAUUGUUCUCCUCUAGACUUGCCAGUGUGACUGUCAGUGUGAGAGUAAGUGUGAUUGUCUUUCCUAAGACAUACCGGUAGUACCCAGAACAGGAUGCAACAUUUUGUAUAAAAUCUGAAAGAAAGAACUUU